GCUCCGGGAGGGCGGGAGCGGGAACCCGAGAGUGCGAGCCCGAACCCCCAUUGACCCGAGAAGCCCAUGGGGCCGGGACGGUUCUCGGCCCUGGGAUUUCAUCGCAGCCUUCAGUGCCCCUCGCGUGGGGUGAGAUGACGGCCACGCUGCCCACGGUGCUGGAGGAGAUUCUGGGUGAGAUUGCGGCCACCUGCGGGGAAGCGUCUCAAGUGCCCGACGAACUCCUGUUGGCGCUGAAAUUUAUAUUUGGUCCAUCCGCCGUCCAGGCCUUGGAUCUUGUCGAUCGUCGUUCUGUUACCCGCAUCUCAUCUCCUAGUGGAAGAACUGUGUACCAGGUACGUGGCAGCUCCGGGAAGGCGUAUGUGUGUUUCGCCUCUUGCCAUUACUGCUCGUGCCCAGCCUUUGCAUUCUCUGUGCUUCGGAAGAGUGACAGCCUGUUGUGCAAGCAUCUCCUGGCCACCUACCUUAGCCUGGCCAUGGGGCUGUGCCAGGAUCUGAGCAUGUCUAAUGAGCAGCUGUCUGGCCUCCUGUUAGCAGAGGAGGAUCAAGAACAGGUCUAGAGCACCUCUGGCACCACCGACGCCUCUUCUUUUCACCUGAAGCAGAGAUGCUGGACUGAAGGACUGAGUGAGCAUUUAUUAAAUGCUUAUUGUAUGCCAA
Vombatus ursinus (common wombat) is the source of this 660-nucleotide messenger RNA. RefSeq names its product zinc finger SWIM-type containing 7 (gene ZSWIM7). Gene Ontology annotation, cellular component: Shu complex. The coding region runs from base 135 to 560 and encodes 141 amino acids. Gene Ontology annotation, biological process: double-strand break repair via homologous recombination. NCBI's taxonomy places the organism in Eukaryota, Metazoa, Chordata, Mammalia, Diprotodontia, Vombatidae. Gene Ontology annotation, molecular function: zinc ion binding. The transcript is spliced from 6 exons. The record is from RefSeq and is a predicted model, not a curated record.